AUGGAGUUCCCCGUGUUUGUGGCCUCCGACGUUCACGGCGAGAAGGUGAACCUCGCGCUGCGCUACACUCCACGCACAACAACGCUGGGCCGUUUUCUGAGCGCCGCGUCGCGCUGUUUUGAUGACGUCGCGCAUCUACUGUGUCAAGGCUCUCUUCAGCCAUUUUCUGCUGCCUACAUCUACAGAGAUGUUGAGUGUCAGUGGGACGUGCUGGAGGAUUGCACCCAGCUAUCACCCUUCUGCCAGGUCUAUGUUUUCCGCCAGCUGUUCAACGAGCGAGUCGCGGCGAUUCCCGACCCUCUUGACCCGUCGCAGCUACUCUCGGUGCACAACAGAAAAGCUGACCGUGUGACUUGUUGUACAGGUGCAUCGUUCUUACCAAGCUCGACACCGCUCAGCGCAUCAACAUCGACCUCGCCGAUCCGUCUCGCCGCCAACCGCUGGGGACUUUUGCAAAGCGGUCAGCAUCCUGAGACGUCGUGGGCUCGCUUCGGGGUGCCGUCGCUGCUGUUCAGGAACAGCAUUCCACUGGUACAUGCGACAGGCUCGACAAGAUCCGACAGGGCAACUCAUAUCGGUGAUGAGGCAGAAGGUCUCCAUCAGUUGCGGUCCGCGGACAGAGCCGUGUCACUCCGCUCUGUGAAGUCCCACCGCUUUCGUCUGCAGAUCUUUUCCCCUCCAGCGGAGACUCAGCUGCACUGUCAAGACACGACGCGCAGCGCGGCAAGCACAUCUGUUCAUUCAGCAGCUCUUGCCGCAUUAGGGCCACAGACUGCGUAUCUGAAGCCGAAGAGAAAUCACUUGAGCGACUCGUACAACGCACCCCCCGCACCAUCCUCCUCCCCCGCGGAAGAGGUGGCUAUUCCAAGGAACUGGUAUAGCUCUUCUAGGCACUCUUUUCCCAAUACAUCACCGCGGGCGCGCGCGUCAGGUCAGUCGUCUUCUCAACCCUUGUCUGUCGCAGCAUACAGCGGAGGCACAGUGGUGCCCUUCUCACCACGCGAAGGUCGAUCAAGGGCGCUGUCGCAGACUGACAAGCACCACCGCGAGAUGCUCGCGCACAGAGAACCAUGCAGCGGGCGCGGCGACAGUAUCCUGCGUGAGGAGCGGGCGCGCGUAGCGGCCCAAAUGUUUUUGGGGAUAGAUGACCUGCGCUCAUGUCUGCGAGAGGAGACUCAGCAACUGAAACGGGCACUGAGUGACUCGCUGCCCAGUCGCGUUUUGCCGCUGAACAGAGCUGAUGACGGUAGAAUAUAA
Molecule: messenger RNA, 1257 nt
Organism: Leishmania mexicana MHOM/GT/2001/U1103
Lineage: Eukaryota; Euglenozoa; Kinetoplastea; Trypanosomatida; Trypanosomatidae
Exons: 1
Coding region: 1-1257 (418 amino acids)
Source: RefSeq, a predicted model, not a curated record